UCGUUCGCACCGGUCGUGCAUAUAGAGAUAUCGGCUCUAAGUUAACUCGCUGGGAAAUCGAAAUCGGGAACGGAACGCCUUAUCGCGGCAGAGAAAAGAGUAAUUUGUGAUACCUGUCCGCCGUGUUGUAUUGGCUUGUUGAAGCGCUCUACGCGCUUAAGUGGUGUUAAUUUUUUAUUAAUUAUUAUCGUAUUUAUUACCCAACGUGAAAGUGAAGUGCGAAAUCGGUCGCCUCAAGUGCCAUUCGUUGGCCGUACGUGCAAAGCCCAUAAAUAAAUUACACAGCCAUAUAGCCGUGAUCCUUCCUCUUUUUCCCCACUUAUAUUCCAUUCGAAACUGCAGCUGAUAAUGCAAACGGACUCCGUCUGAUCGAUUUAUAUAUUGGCGACGAUUUGGAGUGCGCGAGUGCGGGUGAUACCAUUCCUCUGAUUGUGGAUAGCUGCCACCGAAAAUGAUCCCGCUGCAGUUACUCUGAUUCCCAUCCCAAACCCAACCCAUCCCAUUCCAUCUGGAGGUAUCAUGGACUCGUACUUCGACUCGGCCAUCGAAUACAAUCGAACCAAUCCCAUCAGUUUGGCCAGAACGAGUGAACAGGCCCAAACGGUGCAGAACGAGAAGAACUGGGAAUGGUCAUAUCUAGUGAGAAAAUGUCGCAAUUUGGAGCUGGAGGAGUCGUACGACUUGUACAUGCGGCGCCUGCGUGUUGGCUACCUCUCCCUGUUUAUCUUCAUCCAUGUGGCGGUGACUGUGAUCCAUACGCUCCUCCUGCUAACCACGCCGGAGAUUAAGUACGUAUACGUGGACAUGGUGGCGUAUAUGUGCUCCGGAUUGGUCAUUUGGGUGGUGCUCUCGGUGAACUUCCGCAGCGAUCUGGUGAGCAAGCAUGGCUGGGUGGUUUAUGCCACCUCCUGGCUGGCAGUUUGUGUGAUGGUCCUCAUGGAUAUUGGCCUGAAUGUCUACCAUGCCACCAGUCAUAAUUACAUUCUGAAUCCGAUCUACGAUGCGUACACCCUGUAUGCCAUUUAUAUGUUCAUGCCGGUUCCGUAUCUCCUGCAACCCUUUGUUUUGGGAUCGGCAGUCACUUUGUGCUACAUCAUAAACUAUAGCUUUGUGAUCACCGCCAAAGAUGAUAAUCAGAUGCACAGCAUCCUGAAUGAGGCCAUCUACCUGAAUUGCGUCAAUCUGCUGGGGAUUUUCUUUCGCCUCAUGAGGGAUAUAGCGCUACGAACGACUUUCCUGGAUCGUCGACAAUAUGUGGAGGAGAAUUUGCUAUUGCGAUAUGCUAGGGAUCAGGAAAGGAGUCUUCUGCUGAGCAUUUUACCCUCCCAAAUUGCGGAUCGUUUGCAGGAGGAUGUGAAAAACCGCAUAGAGAGAUCCAAGCAGCAGCAUCAACAGCGAUCACAGGUGGAUCUGCGAAGGAGUGCGGAUAGUCAGACUCUGAAGAGGUGGAGGCAGCCAGAUCAUGGCACCCUCUUUAUAGAGCCCCACGAUGAUGUCACCGUACUUUACGCAGAUGUGGUUAACUACACCCAUCUGACCACAACUCUGGAUGUGAAAAAGCUGGUGGAAGCUCUGCACGAUCUCUUCGUGCGUUUCGACAGUGCCAGCGAGGAGUACAAUGUGCUGAGGAUCAAGUUCCUGGGCGAUUGCUACUACUGCGUGGCCGGGUUGGCCAAUCCCAAUGCGGAUCACGCCAAGUGCUGUGUAGAUCUGGGUCUCAGGAUGAUCAAGGACAUUCGCGAUGUCAGGGAGAAGCGACAUCUGAAUAUCGAUAUGCGAAUUGGGGUUCACUCCGGCGAUGUUCUUUCUGGAGUAAUAGGAGCAGCCAAGUGGCAGUUUGACAUCUGGUCAAAGGACGUGGAUAUCGCCAAUAGAUUGGAGGCCACUGGAGCCACUGGAAGGGUACAUGUUAGCCAGAAGACUCUCUCUCUGCUGGAUGGCGAGUAUUUCUACGAGGAUGGCACCGAAAAGGCUCGAGAGGAUCCGGUGCUCCAGAAGCACGGCAUUCGCACCUUCCUGAUCAAAUCAAUGCGCGCCCCCAUGCACGACCCGCGUCGCAGGAUGAGGGAGCGGCAGGCCAAGAAGCUCAGCGAGGCCAGCAAGGCCAACUUUAUGCACAAUUCGACCCUUCAUCAGUACAACCAGGUGCGCAACCAGGCCAAGCUGGAGAUGUGCCGGGAACUGGACAAGAUGCCCAUUGGGAGGAUACAACUCACAAAAGUAUUCCGGCGAAGCACUCGCUUGACCCAGGAUGAAAUCGAGGAGGAGACCUUUCGACGGAAUAUCAGCUCCUGUUGCCUGUUCUUUCGCAUUCGCAACUGGGAGUUCCAGUAUAUGCAGGAGCCAGAUGUGAUGCUCAAGUACAGUAUUGCUCUAUCCUGGGCGAUAUACAUGGGUCUGCUGACUAUCCAACUGCUAAGCAAGGAUGCCCGCUAUCACUAUUGGUACAUAGAUGGAACCACCAUAAUCCUGCUCACCAUGCUAUUGAUUGUAUCCUGGUACAAGAAACUCUGGAUCAUGUACAUGUCCGAUGCGGAUGUGACCUCGCCAAAUGGCAGGAUGAGUGGCUUCCUCUUUCGCCUCUCGGAUGAAAUGCAGCGGAAUGUGGUCAUCAGGAUAGUGAUGUAUUUCCUGAUAAUCUUCUCCUACUGCGCGGUGGCCAUAAUGCAAGUGGUCGGCUGCAGCAGCGAUGAGGAUUACGGGGAUCUGGAGCCGAGUUACGACGAGCGGGUGCAGUGCUUUCAUCCUUGGAUCUUGACUAACUGCAUGACCCUCGUAAUUGGCAUGUCGUUUCUGUUUACAAGGAUUCCCUUUAUCAUCAAGUCGUGUUUUUCUGCCCUAAUAUUGAUUGGUUAUGCGGUGCUGGUGGUUUUUGAAUUCAACUAUAUCUACGCCAAUAGUCCCUCGACGAAUGUGAACUUCAAUGCGAGAUACUCGCAUAUUCUCUUGAUGCUCAUCACCUUUGGCAUUUUUCAUCUGAUGGAGCGGCAAACGGAGUUUAUAGCCAAAGUGGAUUACAACUGGAAAAGACAACUACUUAAAAAGCAGGAGGAUGCCUUGAUCACCAAUGACACCAUCAAAGUUCUACUAACCAAUAUUUUGCCCACCCAUGUUGCCGACUUCUAUCUCUCCAACCAACUGCAAAAUGAGCUCUACUACGAGGAGUACGACAAUGUGGCCGUCAUGUUUGCCUCCAUCAAAAACUUCGACACCGACAAGAUCGGUUUGCGGGUGCUGAACGAGAUUAUCUGCGACUUUGACGAUGUGUUAAACAAAUACUCGCAAAGUCUGCGCGUGGAGAAGAUCAAGGUGGCCAAUUGGACUUAUAUGGCGGCCUGUGGCCUGGAUGUUUCUCGUUCGGAGCAGGUAAAUGCCCCCCAGAUGAAGUUCAGGAAUGUAUCGCUGAUGCCGAAUGGCCGAAGAAGUCGCUACGAUGGAGCUCGCACCUCCAAUACGGAUGGAGUGCAGCGUGUUCCCUACGGAAAUGGUAGCAACAUAGCUUUGGAUCUUGACCUAGAAAGAGGUCAAUACGAGGGUAAUGUGAUUACGAGUAGUGGACCAAGGAUCAGUACCACCCAAAAUGCGAGCAGUAGCAAUGAGGUGGUGAGGGUGAUGGCUGAAUUCGCUCUCGAUCUGAUGAGAACCAUGAGGAGGUUCAACACAGAGAAUAUGCAGACGGAGUACGAGGGAAGCACCGACUAUGGAAUGCUGAGGAUUGGAAUUUCGCAUGGUAGGGCGAUGGCCGGAGUGGUGGGCAACUCGAAGCCGCACUACGACAUCUGGGGGAAUCCUGUCAACAUGGCCUCGCGAAUGGACUCCACUGGGGUUCCAGGUCAGAUCCAAGUCACCGAGAACACGGCCCUCAAACUGAGGGAGUUCAACAUCCAGUGCAACUAUAGGGGCAUGACCUUCGUCAAGGGGCGUGGCAACAUACCCACCUACAUCAUCGGCACCGACAGCGAAUACCAGUUCCUGCCGCAUCGCCCAUCGCCAGCGGCAAACAAAGAAGACUAGCUGAAUUUACCAGAGAUUUAGAAACUAAGGAAAACCCGUGUAUAUACAUACCAUAGAUAAGACAUUUUCU
This is a messenger RNA of Drosophila takahashii, 4084 nucleotides long. It is a transcript of the gene ACXD, whose product is annotated as Adenylyl cyclase X D. Gene Ontology annotation, cellular component: plasma membrane. The record is from RefSeq and is a predicted model, not a curated record. NCBI's taxonomy places the organism in Eukaryota, Metazoa, Arthropoda, Insecta, Diptera, Drosophilidae. Gene Ontology annotation, molecular function: adenylate cyclase activity. Gene Ontology annotation, biological process: adenylate cyclase-activating G protein-coupled receptor signaling pathway; intracellular signal transduction; cAMP biosynthetic process.